AUGUGUGAAUUAGAUUUAAUGUCAAAGUACAAAAAUAAUGCAGAAUUUUCUAUAGGGGUAAAAAUGGUCUUAGCAUUGGCAUUUGUUAAAAUUAAUGAUUUAGACACAGCAAUAGAGGCACUAACCGAACACAUACCUCCAGAGGUGUUACCUCUUUUAGAUUGGUUUGAAGAAUUCUAUGUUGGUAGAACAAUAAGAAAUCGGCGACGCCCUGCUCGAUUUCCACCUGUAUUGUGGAACGUUCAUGAACGGGUAUUAAAUAAAGAAGACAGGACAAAUAACCACGCUGAAGCAGCCAAUAGACGACUGAAUUUACAAAUGGGUGUACAACAUCCAACAUUGUGGACAUUUAUUACAAACUUAAGAAAAGUUCAGUCAGGACGUGAUACAUUUUAUCAACAUUUAGAAGCUGGAAAUAGUCCCCCGAAAAAGAAAAAAAAAUUUAUAGAUGUCGACAAAAGAAUUUUUAAAAUUGUAGAAGAUUACAACAAUCGCAACAUGCUUAGUUUUUUAAGGGGAAUAGCUCAAAAUAUAAGUUGUUACUAA
Molecule: messenger RNA, 546 nt
Organism: Macrosiphum euphorbiae (potato aphid)
Lineage: Eukaryota; Metazoa; Arthropoda; Insecta; Hemiptera; Aphididae
Source: the annotation of a GenBank genome assembly